This is a messenger RNA of Fusarium verticillioides 7600, 654 nucleotides long. RefSeq lists its product as hypothetical. The transcript has 2 exons. Gene Ontology annotation, molecular function: oxidoreductase activity. Bases 1 to 654 code for a protein of 217 amino acids. NCBI's taxonomy places the organism in Eukaryota, Fungi, Ascomycota, Sordariomycetes, Hypocreales, Nectriaceae. The record is from RefSeq and is a predicted model, not a curated record.
AUGCCUCACCUGGCCAGCACACGUCUCAUUGCGCCUCAUUUCCUUCGCAAUGUCCCGGAUGUUCUGAUCAUUGGGACAGGGACAGCUGGUCUCUCUGCAGUCUUGGCUCUUGGUCGUGCGCGAAGGAGUGCCAUUGUUUUCGGUAUCGACGAUCAUAGAGGCAGACUCCAUGAGACUACAAACCAAGCGAUCUCGAAAUCAAUCCUGGAUGAGACUAUAGCUGAGAUCAAAACCAAGUUCAAAACCAUCAUAUUCAGCCGCGCGACAGCUGCUUCCGUUCGUAAGAAAGGCAUGGUAUUCGAAGCGGAAGACGCGACAGGCCGAUGGUGGAAGGGAAGAAAGGUGAUAUUGGCUAUGGGUAGCUGUGAUGUUCUUCCAGAUAUCCCAGGAUAUGAAGAAGCUUUGGGGAAGAAGAUUUUCGACGUCUCAAAAUGCCUCGAUGUUAGUGAAAGGGCGACUAACGAGGCUGCUGUGUCCAUCACAUCCGACUCUCCAAGUUCGAUCGAGGCAGCAGUGCUGUCGGCUCAUCUCGCCCGCCGAUUCAGUCCCCAUAUAACAUUCUUGGCCAACGAGCUUUCACAUGUUGAGCGCCAUCCGCGAAUUUCAGGGACGAAGAACGGUAGCUUAAGGAUAGAAAACAGGCCCAUCAAAUGA